Eptesicus fuscus (big brown bat) is the source of this 1392-nucleotide messenger RNA. It is a transcript of the gene GSG1, whose product is annotated as germ cell associated 1. Gene Ontology annotation, cellular component: plasma membrane. Lineage: Eukaryota; Metazoa; Chordata; Mammalia; Chiroptera; Vespertilionidae. The record is from RefSeq and is a predicted model, not a curated record.
UGACUGGUGAACGAGCUGCAGGACAUCCUUUCCAUCCUCUCCAGACCACCUCACACCACCUUAGCCCUCUGCAGGCAAGAGGGAGCCUGAUUCAUCUUCACACUAGAUACUCAUUCCACUCAACCAGUUAAAACAGAGAAGAUAAACUGAAACAUCUUUGACUCAGAACUUCAAAAGUGAAUGAACAAGUCCUCUCAACUGACUCAAAAUGUUUGUCUCACCCAGAAGAUGGAGCUCCCGAAGAUCUUCUCUAGCCAAUGGACAUUCCUAUUUGCCAUCCUCAACCUGCUAUCACUCAGCUUCUCCACAGCAUCCCUGCUCAGCAACUCCUGGUUUGUGGGCACACAGAAGGUGCCCAAGCCCCUGUGCGGAGAAGGUCUGGCAACCAAGUGCUUUGACCUGCCAGUGCCCUUGGAUGGGGGCAGCAGCAGCACAUCAUCCCAGGAGGUGGUGCAAUGCAGCUGGGAGACUGGGGAUGACCGCUUCUCCUGCCAUACCUUCCGGAGUGGCAUGUGGCUAUCCUGUGAGGAAACUGUGGAAGAACCAGGGGAGAAAUACCGAAGUUUCAUUGAACUCACACCACCAACCAAGAGAGGUGAGAAAGGACUACUGGAAUAUGCCACGUUGCAAGGCCUACAUCACCCCACUCUCCGAUUUGGAGGGAAGCGGUUAAUGGAGAAGGCUUUCCUCCCCCACCCUCCCUUGGGGCUUGUGGCAAAGAACCUAUGGCUAUCACUGGGAGCCCAGUUUGCCUGCAUCGGACUUGAACUCGGUUUCCUCCUCCUAUUAACGGACUUGCUGUUCACCGGGAACCCUGGCUGCGGGCUCAAGCUGAGCACCUUUGCCGCCAUCUCCUCUGUCAUGUCAGGCCUUCUGGGGAUGGUGGCCCACAUGAUGUAUUCACAAGUCUUCCAGGCAACUGCCAACUUGGGUCCAGAAGACUGGAGGCCACAUGCUUGGAAUUAUGGGUGGGCCUUCUAUACAGCCUGAAUUUCCUUCACCUGCUGCAUGGCAUCAGCUGUCACCACCUUCAACACAUACACCUAGCUGGUGCUGGAGUUCAAGUGCAAGCACAGGAAGAGCUUUGAAGGAAACUUGAGUUGCCUGCCACACCACCACCAGUGUUUCUCCAACCGCUGCCCAGGUGCAGCCCACCCGGGGGGCCCUCUGACCAGCUACCACCAGUACCACAAUCAGCCCAGCCGCUCUGUCUCUGAAGGAGUUGACUUCUAUGCAGAGCUACGCAACCAGGGAUUCCAACAAGACACCAGCCAGCUGCUAAAAGAACUGGCUGGGUCUCCUGUAGAAGAACAGUGUUAGGAGUUAAGUGGGUUUGGAGAGCAGGCUGAGCCCCACCUUACAUGCUUGUUAUCAACACGUGCUUAAGCCAAA